UCUCUCUAUAAUCCUCGGCUCCUGUCUCUCUCAACGGCUUAAUUUUGAAAAAUUUUCUGUCUUGGACGAGUUGGAGGCCUACCCUUUUGGUUCGUACAUUUCCGAUGCGGUAGUUGAGUUUCAAACCCUACAAAAAAAAUUACUCUCAAUCAGUGUUUUCGUCGCGAUUCGAGAUUGCAUAAAACUGGCCAACCUGAUCUUAGCUCAGUCGACAAGGCACUUAUUACAUUCUCCAAAGUUGAAAGCUCGAUUCCGAGCAUAAAACUGUCCUUCAAAGAUGGCAUCUGGAAGUCCUUAUUUUGAUGACAUGCGGAACAAGCCAGAGGUUAUUGAUCCUCCCCAAAGUGAAGAUUUGAUGGACAUCAGGGAAGCUGUGGAUGAUCCAGCUCAAAAUGAACUUAAACCUAAUGUCGCUGUUUCCAGUAGCGUUCGCGAGCUGUUGGAAUGCCCGGUGUGUUUGAAUGCAAUGUACCCUCCAAUACAUCAGUGUUCAAAUGGUCACACACUAUGUUCUGGUUGCAAGCCAAGAGUGCACAACCGGUGCCCUACGUGUCGGCACGAACUCGGUAAUAUCAGAUGUCUCGCGUUGGAGAAGGUGGCCGCAUCUCUAGAACUUCCAUGUAAAUAUCAGAGCUAUGGUUGCAUUGGCAUAUACCCAUAUUACAGCAAGGUCAAACAUGAAUCCCAAUGUGUUUAUAGACCUUAUAGUUGCCCAUAUGCUGGAUCCGAAUGCUCAAUCGUUGGUGAUAUACCCUAUUUGGUGUCCCACCUGAAAGAUGAUCAUAAAGUAGAUAUGCAUAGUGGGAGCACAUUCAACCAUCGCUAUGUGAAAUCAAACCCUCAAGAAGUUGAAAAUGCGACAUGGAUGCUAACGGUCUUCAGUUGCUUUGGUCAAUACUUUUGCCUGCAUUUCGAAGCUUUCCAGCUCGGGAUGGCUCCGGUAUACAUAGCUUUUCUGCGGUUCAUGGGCGACGAUAAUGAUGCAAAGAACUACAGCUACAGUCUUGAGGUGAGUGGAAAUGGGAGGAAGAUGGUAUGGCAAGGGGUUCCCAGGAGCAUCAGGGACAGCCAUCGGAAAGUUCGGGACAGUUUCGACGGUCUCAUUAUCCAACGCAACAUGGCUCUCUUUUUCUCUGGUGGAGACCGGAAGGAAUUAAAGCUUAGAGUGACUGGUAGAAUUUGGAAAGAACAGUGAUACUGGUGGGAGCAAUGAGGCUUAUGAACAUUCAGUUCAAUCCUAUCUUCUUGGCCAAGUAGGUUGGUUGUCUUUUUGUAGUUAGAGCAACGAGGCUUUCUAAUUAUGAGUUUCAUUUUGAAUUAAGAUGCAAACACUCUUUGCUCUUUCAUGAAACCAUGUAUUAGAAUAACUUACUUCCCCAUUGAUUUUCAAUGCAAAACUUUAUCCCUCCCAUUUCCUUGUAUGGUA
Momordica charantia (bitter melon) is the source of this 1426-nucleotide messenger RNA. RefSeq names its product E3 ubiquitin-protein ligase DIS1. Lineage: Eukaryota; Viridiplantae; Streptophyta; Magnoliopsida; Cucurbitales; Cucurbitaceae. The record is from RefSeq and is a predicted model, not a curated record. Gene Ontology annotation, biological process: ubiquitin-dependent protein catabolic process; multicellular organism development. Gene Ontology annotation, molecular function: ubiquitin protein ligase activity; zinc ion binding; protein binding. Gene Ontology annotation, cellular component: cytoplasm.